AUUGCUGAACCUGCUUUAAUGGUUUACAUUGGAUAAUCUAUAAAGGGGGACACUGUACCUAAUUGGAUCAGUUCUCAGUUGCAUAAGUCUACGAAUUACAUAUUUGGUUAUCACAGUAAUUUGUACUUAUCAAUGCUUUCGUUUGUGGUAGUUUUCAUAGUACCAUUUCUGAUGGUGCGUGGAAUGGAGCUGGAACAUACAUCAGGACUACAUUUCGAUGUUAACCAGGAGUAUGCACCUUCUUAUGAAGAUUACAAACCGAGGGAUUAUAAAUUCGAAUAUGGAGUAUUAGAUCCAUAUACAGGAGAUCACAAAUCUCACUGGGAGUUACGAGAAAAUGGUGUUGUGAGAGGAGAAUAUAGAUUGCUGGAGCCUGAUGGUACUACAAGAAUUGUUCAGUACACAGCUGAUGAUCAUAAUGGUUUUAGAGCAGUGGUGAAAAAAAUUGGCAAGGCUGUUCAUCCCUUGAGUGGCCAUGAUUCAACAAACUCUUAUAGUUCUACAAUUCCACAGGAUGCAAGUACGAAUUACGAGGGUCAGCCCUACUACAAAGCGUAUGAUGGUUCGGGAGAAAAUUAUGCGAAUGGUCUACCCACUCCAUCCUAUUACCCGAACACUAAUAACCUAAGAGUUAUUAACAAUUUCCUACCUCAAACUGAAUCUCCAAAUACUUUUGGAAAUUUGCUCGAUAAUGUAGAAAGCAACCGCGGAUUACUGGGAGUUGAAAAUUUAAAAACACUGCAACAAGAAUCUCAAAAUAUACCUGAAGUAAUACCUUCACAUCAAUAUAUCCACUCUCAAGUUCCUUCUGAUGAAAUGAUCAAGGAUAAAGCGUUAAUUUCCAGCUAUAUUGGAAAGCCUUCUUACAUAUCAGAAAAUAUCGAUUUAGAUUCCCAGGGAGAAGUUCCUGCAUCCUUUCCAAUGCGACAAGAAGUGUAUGCUCCAUCAGGAUCAAUGUCAUUGAAUAAUGAAUAUCUACCUUUAGCAAUUCAAACAAAAAGUGAUGCAGGAUAUUCACAAAUAAAUUACGCACAAGAGCAGCAUUCUCAAAUUAUGCAACCCUUAUCGAUAGGAAUAAAAAUUGAUCACCCUCAUGGAGAGUCUUCUUCUUCUUUUUAUGGCCGAACUGGUAAUAUUGAAGAUGACGCAGCGUACAAAAGCCACGACUCUACUGAGACAGUUUCCAAUUGGUGAAAAUUUUCAUCAAACAUGAAAAGUAAAAAGUUACAUAAUCUGAUAUU
This is a messenger RNA of Coccinella septempunctata (seven-spotted ladybird), 1241 nucleotides long. RefSeq lists its product as uncharacterized. The record is from RefSeq and is a predicted model, not a curated record. NCBI's taxonomy places the organism in Eukaryota, Metazoa, Arthropoda, Insecta, Coleoptera, Coccinellidae. Bases 133 to 1194 code for a protein of 353 amino acids. Gene Ontology annotation, cellular component: extracellular matrix. The transcript is spliced from 3 exons.